UGUAAAAAAGGUGUCAAUCAGCCUCCUGAGUUAUGGAUGAGAGGUUGCAGAGGCUGCAGAAUUCUGCUGCAGAAGGAGAUGUUGAUACAUUCUUUUCAAUACUUGCGGAGGAUCCAUUUGUUUUGGAGCGUAUUGAUGGGAUGCCCUGGGCGAGUACUCCCUUACACACAGCUGUAAGCGGGGAAAAGAUCCAUUUCGCCAAGGAAAUUGUAAACUUACAGCCAUCAUUUGCUUCGAAGCGUGAUCAUCUCGAACGUAGUCCCCUUCAUUUGGCUUUGGAGAAGGGGCACGGGGAACUGGUAACAUGGUUGAUAACAUCUGACAGUGAUCUCGUCCGUGUCAAAGGAAAGGGGAUGCUCACUCCUUUGCACUACGCAGCUCAAAUUGAUGAUGAAAAAAAUUUGGCCGAUUUUUUGUAUGUUUGUCCAUCAUCCAUCAAAGAUUUGACAGCUAAAAGUGAAACUGCUGUCCAUGUAGCCCUCAAAAGCAGAAGUUUUAAGGCUUUUAAAGUCUUGCUAGGAUGGCUUCGACACUUCGAUCAAGAAGAGAUCCUAAGGUGGGAGGACGAAGAAGGAAACAAUGCUUUGUAUACUGCAAUAUCUGAAAAUCAACCUGAGAUGGUGAAGCUGUUGAUUAGAUAUCUGGAUGUAAAUAGAAAAAACAGUAAAGGUUGGACAGCUUUGGACAUUUUUCACGAUCGCCGAGAUUCGCUGAAUGCAGAAGUUGAGAGAAUUCUACUUUGUGCUAAAGCUAAAAGAGCAUCCCAACACCCCGAUCCUCGGCUUAACUAUAGAGAAAAAUUUGAAACUAAUAUCACUGCCAUGUUCUUCGGUUAUCACAGCUCACUGGUCGACUACUUACGCGAGAAAUUACCAAUUGUGGAAAAAAUAAUGAAAAAUAUGAUGGUUGGUGACCGAAUCAUAAAUAGAGUUCCUCUUAAAGUCCAAAACGUGGUACUUGUGGUGGCUAUAUUGACCGCGACGGCCACCUAUCAAGCUGCACUCGUCCCCCCAGGAGGAUUCUGGCAAGAUGAUGAUCAAGGCAAGGCUCCAAGGAACAACAACAACAAUAAUAAUUUUUUAGGUUCCUACUCAAAGUUUACUAUGAAAGAGCGAUCACAACAUCUUGCAGGUCACAUGGUUCUGGGGUCUAUUUAUCGUUUAGAUUUCUUGCACUGUAAUACCGUGGCUUUUGCUACGUCUGUGUGCACCAUUCUUAUUGUCACAAUUGGGCUCCGGUUUUCCAAAAUCGUUGCCCUAUCCACAACUUUGAUGGUGAUUGCAUAUUGCAUAGCCCUGACAGAAACCGCUCCCUUCCAGAUUGGUUCAGUUUCGUGGUACUUGUUUUACCCAUUCAUGUUUAUAGUUGGGUUUGUAGCAUAUGUCAUUCCUUUGUUUUUAUUUAUCCGAGAGAAGCUGCUUAAAUUUUACGGGCGGGAGCAAGUAAGUAUGGGAAGCUUGGAGCAACCAAAGAUGUGAAUUGUUUGGAGUAUGUGAGGCUACUUUAACAUUUAAUUCUUCAGCUGUAAUAUUCAUGGUGAUUGGUGAACUUUAUCUUCUUUGUUUUAAUGGAUUUGAGGCUUGUAUAAUUAUACUGAGAUGGUGAGGACAGAUAGAACAGAAGUAU
Messenger RNA from Pistacia vera, 1626 nucleotides. Its product is annotated as ankyrin repeat-containing protein BDA1-like. Gene Ontology annotation, molecular function: protein binding. NCBI's taxonomy places the organism in Eukaryota, Viridiplantae, Streptophyta, Magnoliopsida, Sapindales, Anacardiaceae. The transcript has 2 exons. The record is from RefSeq and is a predicted model, not a curated record. Bases 33 to 1478 code for a protein of 481 amino acids.